GCGGUGUUGCGCAGUCUCACAGCACGCCAGUCGUCGAAGGUGGGCCUCGUACACAGCAGACGUUCGUCUGCUCAGAAAUAAGCAUAGUCGGUGCUCAGAAAAAUUGGUUAUGUCGUAAAGCACGUGCGAGGCCAUUGCGAAAAUGCUGCCGCGAAUAUGCGAUGCUCGAAUUGUAUGCAGCCUGAUUUUGUGUUGUCUGGUCGGUGCUUCUUGGGGAAAAUCGGAGUUGAACGAGGAUGCUGUACCUUGCUCAUUACGACAAUUUACUUGUGCCAAUAAAAAAUGCAUAGCAAUAUCUUUCAUGUGCGACGGGGAGAACGACUGUGAGGAUGGGUCCGACGAAAUCAUCGAGCAAUGCCCAAAAAACACAACAUGUGCAAAAAACGAGUUCCGAUGCAACAGCGGGCGUUGUAUACCAGGACAUUGGCAAUGUGAUCACGAACAAGACUGUAACGACGGCAGCGACGAAGACGAACAUGUUUGCCAACAAAAAGUUUGCGGUGUUGACGAAUUUACAUGUCGCUCGGCGGCAGGUGAAUGCGUCCCUCUAACGUGGAUGUGCGACGACAACCGCGACUGUUCGGAUGGCAGCGACGAGAAAGCUUGCAAUGAGACUUGUAGAUCUGACGAAUUCACUUGUAAAAACGGCAAAUGUAUACAGAAAAGAUGGGUUUGCGAUUUAGAUAACGACUGCGGAGACGGUUCGGACGAGAAGGAUUGUCCGCCUGUCACUUGUUCCACGGAUUCGGAGUUCCAGUGUGCUGAAAAUUUUUGCAUCUCGACUAAAUGGAGAUGCGACGGGGAGUACGAUUGCGUCGACGGUAAAGAUGAACAGGGGUGUCCCAAAAUCGCCAUCACAAGCUCCUUCUGUCUGGCGGAAGAAUACGAAUGUGGAGAUCGCUUGACUUGCAUUCACAAGGGGUGGCUGUGUGACGGGACAAGGGAUUGUCCAGAUGGGUCGGACGAGUCACCUGACAAUUGUCAGAACAUCACCUGCAGGGCGGAUCAGUUCCAAUGUAAAGACCGAUCUUGUAUUGCCGGCCAUUUACAUUGUUCGGGACAUCCGGAAUGUCCAGAUGCCAGCGAUGAACUCGAUUGCGGUGCACCGAUCCCGACGUGCGACUUUAGGACGGAGUUCGACUGCGGCGGGGGCAACUGCAUACCUUUAUCUCAGGUUUGCGAUAAGCGCCAGCAUUGUCCCGACGGCGAGGACGAGCCGGUAGGUCGAUGUGGCAUUAACGAGUGUAACGAAAACAACGGGGGUUGCAACCAACGUUGCGUCGAUACCCCGUCGUCGUUCUAUUGCGAUUGCAACCAUGGUUACAAGCUGGUGGACAACACGACCUGCAAAGACAUAAACGAAUGCGAAAUCCCGGGCAGUUGCUCUCAGAUUUGCAUCAACGAUAAAGGGGGUUUCAAAUGCGAUUGCCAGGCAGGUUAUAUGCGCGAUCCACGUGACCUGACCAAGUGUAAGGCGAUCGAGGGGCACGCCUCCCUGCUUUUCGCUCGUCGCCGCGAUAUCAGGAAGAUAUCUUUGGAUCACCACGAGAUGACUAGUAUCGUGAACGAGACGAAUUCGGCCACCGCUCUCGAUUUCGUUUUUCGAACUGGAAUGAUCUUCUGGAGCGACGUCACUGAUAAAAAGAUCUACAAAGCUCCCAUAGACGAAGGAAAUGAGAGGUCCGUGGUGAUCAGCACCGAUACAACCACAUCAGACGGGCUCGCGGUCGACUGGAUUUACAACCACAUUUAUUGGACGGACACGGAAAAGAACACAAUAGAACUAGCGAAUUUCGAUGGAAAAAUGCGGAAAGUUUUAAUCAAAGACGAAUUGGAAGAACCGAGAGCGCUUGCGCUUAAUCCGCUCGAAGGAUGGAUGUUCUGGACGGACUGGGGUAGCGUUCCCAAAAUUGAAAAGUCGGGGAUGGACGGAUCGCACAGGCAGGCCAUUGUCACAUUUGACGUCAAAUGGCCCAACGGUCUUACUCUGGACUUGGUCAAGAAACGGGUCUAUUGGGUAGACGCCAAGUUGAAUUCGAUUUCGUCCUGCGAUUAUAAUGGAGUGAACAGGCAACUUAUUCUAUACUCCCUGGAUUCUUUAAGACAUCCAUUUUCCAUUACUACCUUUGAGGAUUGGGUCUAUUGGACAGACUGGGACAAAGCGGCCGUUUUCAAAGCUAACAAAUUUACUGGAAGCGACGUACAACCCGUUACGGCCACGGAAAUGAUACAAGACCCAAUGGUAAUCCAUGUCUACCAUCCCUACCGUCAACCCGACGGCGACAACCACUGCCAGGCGGUUAACGGCCACUGCUCACACCUUUGCUUGCCGGCUCCUCUGAUAAACGCAAUGUCGCCACGUAUUUCUUGCGCUUGCCCUCAAAACCUGAGGAUGUUGGCGGAUGGACUGACUUGCGUCCAAGAUGAAACAUUAACGACCACCGUAAAUUCUAUAACAUAUACAGAUUAUUCAUCAAUGACAGAAAUAGUUACAGAAAGUACAGCGAAUAAAUCGCAUCCUACUAACGCGGUCCCGGAAACCACUGAUGAUGGUACAAUUGCGGUUAUAGUGAUUGUUAUAGCAUUCGCUGUCGUGGUUAUAAUCGGUUUCGUUGUAUACAUUUUCUAUAGAAGAUACUUGAAGCGCAAUAUGACAUCCAUGAAUUUCGAUAAUCCUGUGUACCGUAAAACAACUGAAGAUCAAUUUUCGUUAGAGAAAAACCAGUACCCCGCAUCGCGGCCGUAUUUAAGUACCGUGGGUGAAGAGGCGCAACAGCCUCUGACAGGUGCCAACCCAAAUGACAAUGUUUAAACAGUGAAAUUUUUUUACUCAAAAGUGCUCAAUUAUUACAGUGAAAUUAAAGACAACUUAUUUAAAAAGUCAUCUUCUGUUUGAAUAGAUGUGUAUUUGUUGUACCAUCACAAAAAGAACUAUAUAGGGUGUUGUUAAAAUCCCAGUUUUGCAUCAAACCCUAGACUGAAUUUAGUUGAAACAGACGAGACAUGAUCGAAUAAAAUUGGCAACGUUUUUUUAGAAAUGUUUUCCUAACUUACUGUUUAUGAUCUCAACGGAAAAUGGGAUUUUAACGAUUGGAUGAAAGUGAGUGAGAUUUGAGAGGUAUGGUAAUUUGUCCAAAGAUUGUAUUAGCAAGUAAUCUAAGCCAAUUGUAAUUUUUAAUAGUCAUGUUCCCCCCUUCCCCUCGAUGUUAAGUUUUGUCAAAUUCGUAGCUCGAUAUUUUAUUUAUCUAUUUUCAUUGCCCAUGUUUGUAUAUAUUUAAAUUUUUUAGAAAUGUUUGUAUUGUUAAAUUAUUUAUUACAUCACAAUGUUAAGCUUGUAAACUAUAUUUUACUGCGAAAAUCAAAAUGUAAAAAAUUGUAUAUUUCAGUCAUACAUAACACUAAUUAAUAUAGCUCUAAAAUUCUGUGAUUAUAUUGUUUGUAUUCCUUUUCAGUUUUCUAGGAAUUUACAUUUUUACUGUCUAGAUUAUUUAUCACG
This is a messenger RNA of Zophobas morio, 3496 nucleotides long. It is a transcript of the gene LpR1, whose product is annotated as very low-density lipoprotein receptor. The record is from RefSeq and is a predicted model, not a curated record. NCBI's taxonomy places the organism in Eukaryota, Metazoa, Arthropoda, Insecta, Coleoptera, Tenebrionidae. Gene Ontology annotation, cellular component: plasma membrane; apical plasma membrane; signaling receptor complex. Gene Ontology annotation, molecular function: protein binding; hormone binding; calcium ion binding. Gene Ontology annotation, biological process: receptor-mediated endocytosis. The transcript has 13 exons. Bases 143 to 2812 code for a protein of 889 amino acids.